UAAAACGCGGUUGUUGCCGCUGUAGGCUGUUCCUCCCUCAAACAGGAUUUACCUCCACGCGUAAACAGUGGUGGGUGUAGCCUGUCAGGGCAGUAGACAAGUCCAACGUUCAGUUUCCUCAUUAAGAGUUUAGCUGAAGGAGUAAUGCUGUUUAACCUCAGCGCCGCGCACAGCACACAGCGCUUCCUCGACAACUUUUUUGGUUUGCUUUCGGCUUUACCGCUUUCUGCUCCCCGAUGACUUCUUCUGUGUCGGCCUGGAUUUGGAGUGAGAGCUUCUGGCUUCCCGAAAAUGUGUCGUGGGCAGACCUCGAGCACCCUCCAGCUGGAGUGGAGUACCCCAGGCUGCAGCAUAUGCUCUACCAUGCCUUCCCUUUGGCGGUGGGGGUUUCGCUGCUCCGGCUGCUGUUUGAAAGGCUGGUGGCCAAACCCUGUGCCCACAUACUUCAGAUUCAGGGGGGAGUGCCCCGGCGAGCUGAGCCCAACGCUGUCCUGGAGAGGCUCUAUCAGUCCAACACGUGUCCAGAUGCGAGACAACUGGAGGGGCUCUCCAAGCAGCUGGACUGGGAGGAACGGAAAAUCCAGAGAUGGUUUCGCAUCCGCCGGAACCAGGACAGGCCCAGCGUAAAGAAGAAGUUCUGUGAGAGCAUGUGGAGAUUCACCUUUUACCUGGGGGUUUUUAUCUAUGCCAUUCGCCAUUUGUGGGUGUCACCUUGGAUGUGGGAUACCAGGCAAUGUUGGUACAACUACCCAUUUCAGCCUCUAAGUCCUGGACAAUACAAUUACUAUGUUGCUGAGCUGGCUUUCUAUUGGUCUCUGAUGGUGUCCCAGUUCACAGACAUUAAACGGAAGGAUUUCAUGAUCAUGCUUGUCCACCACCUGGCCACCAUAUUCCUCAUCACGAUCUCUUAUGGCAACAACAUGCUCAGAGCUGGCACUUUGGUCAUGUGUGUGCACGACGCGUCGGAUAUCUUCCUCGAGGCCGCCAAGUUGGCCAACUAUGCCAAGUACCAAAGGCUCUGCGACACCAUGUUUGUGGUGUUCAGCAUAAUCUUUUUCUUCACUCGACUCGUCAUCUUUCCUUUCUGGGUUGUUCACAGCGUGCUGGUUGAAAGCUGGCAGAUUAUUGGGCCGUAUCAGGCCUGGUGGCUGAUAAACGGGUUACUGCUGGUACUGCAGGCUCUUCACAUUAUCUGGUUCUACCUCAUCGCUCGCAUUGCUGUCAAAGCCAUCUUCAAGGGAAAGGUGUCAAAAGACGAUCGCAGCGACAUAGAGACCAGCACGGAUGAGGACAUUUCCUCCAAUGGCAGUAAAAACUCGUGUCAAACCUCCAAACUGAGGGACAGUAGUAAUACAAAUGUCCUUAAUGGAGAAACUCAUGACCACUGAGAGGAGAGGAGGGGGGGGGGGGGGAGCGGGGGCCCUUUAUUCCAGUCAUAUUUUUUCAACUAUAAAUGAGUGAGACUCACUCUACACUUUAAUACAGUGAACUUUGAUUUCUCUUCCUAAGACGUGUGCCAAGAUGUCAAAUUCCAUGGUUAGUACAAAGCCUCGGGGCCCCUGAAAUGUUUACAUCUGCGGUUUUUCUCACAAAUACAAAAAUAUGUUUGAGAAUGGCAGCGACUGAAGAACUGCUUACAAUGCUUUAUGCAUGUAAAUAGAUUUUCUUAUUGCCAACGGUUUAUGUAUUUAACUGAUGUGAAACAAAUCACUGCUUGUAAUGUAUUUGUUAUAUUGUAGCUAAAUACGCUCAUGUGCUUUUGACUUCAAUUGUCAAACAUACCAAAGUUUUCUUGAUAAAAAGAUAAAUGCAAUAAUCCA
This is a messenger RNA of Fundulus heteroclitus (mummichog), 1820 nucleotides long. Its product is annotated as ceramide synthase 5. Gene Ontology annotation, cellular component: membrane. Gene Ontology annotation, molecular function: DNA binding; sphingosine N-acyltransferase activity. Gene Ontology annotation, biological process: ceramide biosynthetic process. The transcript has 10 exons. NCBI's taxonomy places the organism in Eukaryota, Metazoa, Chordata, Actinopteri, Cyprinodontiformes, Fundulidae. The record is from RefSeq and is a predicted model, not a curated record. Bases 237 to 1388 code for a protein of 383 amino acids.